This is a messenger RNA of Mya arenaria, 2463 nucleotides long. RefSeq lists its product as uncharacterized. The transcript has a single exon. Bases 1117 to 2139 code for a protein of 340 amino acids. The record is from RefSeq and is a predicted model, not a curated record. NCBI's taxonomy places the organism in Eukaryota, Metazoa, Mollusca, Bivalvia, Myida, Myidae.
UAUAGUACUGCGUCCUUGAUGUUAAAUUUAAUAUAGGUGAACUGUCUUUCAAUUUCAAGUUGAAGGCUGACACUAAGAAAAUCCGCACUUGGACAAUUGUUUGCUUUUGUGUGUCUGGAGUGUAACAGUACAUAAAGUCAUUCCUUUACUGACUAGAAAGGUUAAGAAACGAACAGUGUGCUUGAGGCUAACAAAUUGUUACACAAUUACAAACAGCAAAAACAAUCUUCUGUUAUGAAACAACUUAUUCCUGUGCGUGAAAUUAAUGCUAAUGCAUUUCAACAGAAAUAGGAUUAUUUAAGGAUUAAUAUUGGAGAGAAAUGUGAGCUGACUUUUGACUAAUUCGGGCUAAGUAAGGACGAAGUAUACGAGUCAGAUUAUUCUUAUAGUCGGACUUUAAAAUUGAAACAAAAAACGAAUGAAACGUUUAUCUGCAACUUAAAGAGGUCGGAGGCAUUUCGAACAUUUUCAUGAUAAAUCGGAAGUGUUGAAAGCAAACAGCUAUCGCGAUUUACGUAUUGAUUAUAUUUUUAUCAAAAUAUUGUGUUUGGAUUGACAAAUUAUCGCUAAUCAAUUGAAGUGUAUACGCCGGUAUCAAACGUAAGCAAAGGAAAGUAAAGCAGCUGCCUUUGUUCAGCACGAAGGGAGUUUUUAACCAGCGAAACCUUCAUGAAACUUUGCAAAUAAAAACAAUCUGUUGGUGCUAAUGGCGGUCGGGUUGGGUGACAGUUCCCUUUGACUCGCGGGCCAGGGGUCAUGGUGUCAGUGCUUUCUUGUGAUACAAUAUAGUGAUUCAUGGCAAACAUGGAAUUAUUGAAGAAAGAGUAAAACCACUGAGGACCUCCUGGCACGGUCAAUCCGCACACAUUUAAUGGAUCUAGCCGAAGAUUCCCAUUAAAAGUGGAACUAUUACUUGUGGUUAGACCAACAGGAGACAUUUGAGAAUUAUUAUACAAUUCCGUGAAUGAACACUAAACAAAAUGUAAGGAUGACUAAGAUUUAUACUGCAUUUUAAGUGUCUGUACAUCGUCAAGAUGACCGUGUGAAAAGUAAACAGUGUACAUUUCUAAUUAAGUAUAGUAAUCUUCGAACGCAUCUUGGAGACGUUCGCAUAAAAUGACCCAUACCUCUCCUAGACAUUCUAAACUGCACGAAUAUCCCGGGCAGUCAUUAAAAGGGUCGGGUGAACAGUCUAAAGGCAGAAUGGCCGAACCAGCUACCAGUCCGACCAAGGACGCGAAGGAAAGCAAAUAUUAUAUGGACAAUUACCAGGCCACGAUUACCGUGCAUAAAUCCCCUCCUUUGCAGAGAAAACAAUCGUAUGAUUUUCUUGAAAUUGACGACGAAACGAAAGAUGAGGUGGACGGAUCUUUUGCGUCGUCCAGGCUUCCGAAGCGUAAGAAUCUUAGAGUGACUUUUAGUGACAAUAUUAUUGUGGAUGUGUUUGAUAGUUUUGACGUGUCUUCUGAUACAGAGAGCGACGAAGGUAUAGUUGAAGAAACGCUGUAUGAGAUUCCACAGGACCGCUCUAGAGGUAUCAGGCAAAUAUCAAGUAGUGCUGAAUUUAAGUCAGUGUCAGAUAAUAUCACUCCAGCACGGACAAAUAAUUUAAGUAGUGAACCAGUUAUUAACGCAGCAAAGCAGAGUUCACAGAAUUCGCCGACUACAAAUGAGCCAAAGAGUCCUAUCAAACAACCAUCAUCUCCUCGGCAACCUCUGUUACAGAAACGUAAAACGUCUAAAGUGACCUUGAGUGACUUAGAAAAACGGACUAAGGAGUAUAUUGCAAAGUUGCAGGAAAAAAAUAAGAAAGCGGAAGCGCGUGCUCGCGUUGCCAAGGCAAUGUUUCCGGAUAUUUCGGCAAAGGUGAAGUCCCAACCUAACUAUAAACAAUUCAUUGAUAACGCAAAACGUGCCGUUGAGAUAACGCGACGUUAUGAACGUCCCUGGGCAUAUGGCGCAUCAGCUACGCAACCAACGGUUAGCGUGUGGCGUAAACGUUCAGAGAACGUCAGACGUACGUCAUCGUUGCCAAAGAAUUUCAAGCUUCCCGAUGAUUUGACGGCAACUUCAUCUCGUCAAACAUCUGACAAUGUUAUAUUAUCAGCAUCAUAUAGACAACGGAUUAGGAACUCUUAGCAGAUUAAACUUGUGGAAGAUUUGUGGAUUACAGUGAAGACAUUUUAUUAGCUGUUCGUGACAACGUAAAAUCGUGUUAGAUUUGACACGGCCACAUAAGCCAAUAUUGUUCCAUUGUGCUUCAACAGUAUUUAAAAUGUCAGGCCUGAGAUUUGUAAGGUGGCAAUGAUUAAAAGGACUUGAGCACAAUCUUUUUAUAUCAUUGGAUUUUGGUCCAUAUCUGACUGAAAUAAUUAUAUUUAUUUUAUCUAUAAACUAUUUGAAGCAUAUUGCUCCAUAUAUUCUUACUAACACAUGCAUUUGUAAUAAAGUUCAUUUAUUUUG